Aspergillus wentii DTO 134E9 is the source of this 1293-nucleotide messenger RNA. RefSeq names its product indoleamine 2,3-dioxygenase. Gene Ontology annotation, biological process: 'de novo' NAD+ biosynthetic process from L-tryptophan. The record is from RefSeq and is a predicted model, not a curated record. The coding region runs from base 1 to 1293 and encodes 430 amino acids. Gene Ontology annotation, molecular function: indoleamine 2,3-dioxygenase activity; metal ion binding; heme binding. Gene Ontology annotation, cellular component: cytoplasm. The transcript has 3 exons. Lineage: Eukaryota; Fungi; Ascomycota; Eurotiomycetes; Eurotiales; Aspergillaceae.
AUGCGGCAAACUCUAGAUACCGAUCUCGAACAAUACCGGGUUUCCUCUGAGAAUGGGUUCCUUCCCGAUGCUCUUCCUCUGCGGAAGAUGCCAGACCCUUACUACUCGCCAUGGGAAGACGCAGUCCAUGAUUUGCCAGAACGCAUCCAAUCGGGGAGUAUAAGGCAGACAGUCGACAAUCUCCCUAUUCUCUCAACUUCGAAGCUACAAGGAGAGCCAGAAUGGAGAAGAGCCUAUGUUAUCCUGGCAUAUCUCACUCACGCCUAUAUCUGGGGAGGCGAAAAGCCGAAAGAUAUACUACCGCCAUCCAUUUCAUGUCCGUUUCUCGAGAUUUCGUCAUAUUUGGAACUUCCACCAUGUGCUACGUACAUUGCCCUUAGUCUUUGGAAUUAUAACAUCCAGUCCCGCGACCCAGAUAUCACCGACCCAGACAGUCUGACGGUGAACACCUCCUUCACGGGAACCAAGGAUGAGGAAUGGUUUUUUAUGGUCUCCGUUGCAAUUGAAGCAAGAGGGGCAAAGCUGAUUCCCCUCAUGCUUCAAGCAAUUCAUGCUUCCAAUAUCAACAAUGCUAAAGGUGUGAUAACCGCUCUCAAUCAACUUAGCGAUGGUCUCCAUGAACUUGGUCGGAUUCUGGAGCGGAUGUACGAAAAGUGCAAGCCAUCAGCUUUCUUUCACCAAAUUCGCCCUUUCCUCGCCGGGAGCAAAAAUAUGGCCACGGCUGGAUUACCAAACGGGGUUUUCUACGACCAAGGAGAAGGGAAGGGUAAAUGGCAUCAAUACAGUGGGGGCAGCAAUGCGCAAAGCUCUUUGAUUCAAACAUUUGAUAUCUUUCUGGGGGUAGAGCACUCGGCCACAGGGGAGACCAAGCCCAACAGCAGUUCUCAGUCGCAAGGCAAAACUGGAUACAUACAGGAUAUGCGAAAUUACAUGCCAGGCCCCCAUCGACGGUUCCUAGAAAUGCUGACCCGGCUAUCCAAUGUUCGUUCGUAUGCAAUGAGCCACAAAUCGGAUUCAUCCGUGAGAGAUGCAUACAAUGGGGCAAUCAUGGCGUUGGGGCAGUUCCGAGACAAGCACAUUCAGUUGGUAUCACGAUACAUUAUCAUGGCCGCGAGAACUCAACCCUCGAACCACCUACCCGGGAAACUCAAUCUGGCUACCGCUACAUCUCAGAUGAAGGGCCUGAGCGAGAAGAGUAAGAAAGGAGUCUGUGGUACGGGGGGGACGGACCUGAUACCGUUCCUGAAGCAGACUCGAGAUACGACCAAGGCUGCAGCCAGUUAUGCAGACUGA